AUGAAGCCAGUCUCCACAAAGAAAAGAUAUAUAGAUGAGGAGAUUAAUGAGUGUAAAGCUGCUAACAAGAAGCUACAUCUUCCAAAAGUGAAAGAUCCAGGAAGUUUUACCAUGCCUUGCGUCAUAGGGAAAGAGAAGAUAAGGAAAGCCCUACUUGAUUUAGGGUCAAGUGUUAAUUUGAUGCCUUUAUCUCUAUUUGAGCGAAUUGGUGAUCUUGAAGUCAAGCCAACAAAGAUGACUUUGCUAAUGGCGGAUGAAUCUUCAAAGAAGCCUUAUGAUGUAGUGGAAGACGUUAUGGUUUGUGUGGGAAAACUAAAAUUCUUGGUGGACUUUGUGGUGAUGGAGAUGGAGGAGAAUUUGACUCCAAUUAUUCUUGGAAGACCGUUUAUUAAAACGGCCAAGGUCAUCUGA
Messenger RNA from Vigna angularis (adzuki bean), 411 nucleotides. RefSeq lists its product as uncharacterized. Lineage: Eukaryota; Viridiplantae; Streptophyta; Magnoliopsida; Fabales; Fabaceae. The transcript has a single exon. The record is from RefSeq and is a predicted model, not a curated record. Bases 1 to 411 code for a protein of 136 amino acids.